CACGAAUCCAUCCCCACACCCCAUCUCAUCUAUCACAAUGGCUGUCGGACGCAGCGCCGCCCUCAAGCUCGACUGGACUAAGCUCGGCACGCAGCUAGGCCUGAAAGGCCAAACUGCCGUUGCCCUUCAAUCCUUCAAGAAGCGCAACGACGAUGCGCGACGCAAAGUCACCCUCCUCUCCGAGCAGGCCCAGACCGUCGACUUCAGCCACUAUCGCAGCAUCCUCAAGAACCAAGCCGUCGUCGACGAUAUCGAGAAGCAGUUCGCUGCCUUCAAGCCCCAGACGUACGAUGUAAACAGGCAGAUCAAGGCCAUUGAGGCGUUUGAGAGCCAGGCGGUUAAGAGUGCCGAGGAGACCAAGGCGGUGGUGGACAAGGAGUUGAGCGAUUUGAACAAGACGUUGAAGAACAUUGAGGAUGCCAGGCCGUUUGCUGAUCUCACUGUGGACGAGGUCGCUGCUGCUCAGCCCGACAUCGACAAGCGCACAGAGCAGCUUGUGUCGAAGGGCCGUUGGGCCGUCCCUGGCUACAAGGAGAAGUUCGGCGAUCUGUCCGUUCUCUAAACGUCUCUUUCUAUGUAGCCAACAUGUACCCGGCCUGGGUUGUAUUACCUACGUAUUGUGAAUAGUUUCGACGGGCUUCAAUGCAUCCUAGACCUUGACCAACCACUAUACCACAAUCUCGCUCUUUUUUAUCUUCAAUCUAUGCUCUUUCGGCUGGCUGUACAGCCAUUGCUCGAGACAUGCCCAUCAUUUACUGACUAGAGCACCCCUUACUUUUACGGCCGUGCGUAUAGAAGAUUAUCAACUAUAUGUACUACUAGGGACCACAUGUUGAAGAUAGCAAGUAGGC
Messenger RNA from Cucurbitaria berberidis CBS 394.84, 851 nucleotides. RefSeq names its product mitochondrial ATP synthase. Gene Ontology annotation, biological process: proton motive force-driven ATP synthesis. Gene Ontology annotation, molecular function: proton transmembrane transporter activity. Bases 38 to 562 code for a protein of 174 amino acids. The record is from RefSeq and is a predicted model, not a curated record. Lineage: Eukaryota; Fungi; Ascomycota; Dothideomycetes; Pleosporales; Cucurbitariaceae. The transcript has 4 exons.